Molecule: messenger RNA, 4834 nt
Organism: Choloepus didactylus (southern two-toed sloth)
Lineage: Eukaryota; Metazoa; Chordata; Mammalia; Pilosa; Megalonychidae
Gene: DTX3L
Product: deltex E3 ubiquitin ligase 3L
Exons: 5
Coding region: 103-2619 (838 amino acids)
Biological process (GO): protein ubiquitination; Notch signaling pathway
Source: RefSeq, a predicted model, not a curated record
UGAAAGUUAGCUGCCGCGGUCCGCAGGGCGGGACGCGCCUUUGCCCCAGUGUAGGCCCCAGCUGCGUCCCGAAGCCUCGCCGCCGGCCAGACACGGAGAGCCAUGGCCUCGGCCCCCAGCCCGCCGUCCCCGCUCCUCGUGCGGGUGUCCGAGCCGGGUCCCCGGCUGCACAGGAAGCUGGAAAGCUACUUCCAGAGCCGAAACUCGGGCGGCGGAGAGUGCACCGUCCGCCCUCGCGGGGAAGGCGCUCAGGGCAUCUUCCGGGUGGAGUUCAGAGAAAGGGCAGCUAAGGAGAGAGUGUUGAGAAAAGGAGAGCACCAAAUUUUGGUUGAAAAGAAACCUGUGACCAUUUUCCUGGAACCCACUGAAAAUCCAACAGAGAAGAAUGUGAGACCCAGAAUGUCUUCACUGACACAGUCACAGGCAGGGGCGCUUUCUGGUGAGAAGCAUCCAGCCGAAGGACACAUUGCUAAUGCUGUGGAUUGUGUCCAGAAGAUCUUUCUUACAGUAACAGCUGACCUGAACUGUAACCUCCUUUCCAAAGAACAGAGGAAAAGCAUAACCACUCUGUGUCCCAAUGUCAAAAAAAUGGAGGGUCAUGAUGGAGUUGAGAAGGUGUGUGGUGACUUCAGAGACAUUGAAAAAAUACAUCACUUCUUGAGUGAGCAGCUCCUGGAAAGUGAGCAGAAAUGUGAACCUUCCCCUUCAGCAACAGAGAGGGAGCCACCCUGGCAGCAGGACUGGGACAGUGGCGUUUUUCCUUCCAAACCAAAAACCAGGUCAGAAGAAAAAAGCAACAACUUCGAAGUUCCCUUGCUUUUCUUUGAAUACUUCAAAUAUGCCUGUGCUGAUAAAAUAGAAUCAAUAGAGAAAAGAUUUGGUAUAAACAUAGAAACUCAGGAAAGUUCUCCAUCUAUGGUCUAUUUAGACUUCACCUCAAGUCAGUCAGGUGACCUAGAAGCAGCUCGUGAGUAUUUUGUCAGUGAAUUUCAGAAGAACACGGAAUCGCUGAAGCAAGAAUGUAUCCUUUUAGCAGAGAAUGAGCAGGCAAAUAAAAUCAAACAGGAACUGACUCACCAGUUUAAAAAGCUCCUUAUAAAGGAGAAAAGAAACACAUUAAUUCUCUUUGGAACCCAAGGUGAUAUUUCAGCUGCCAAACAUUUUCUUGCCUCCAAAAUAUCUAAAGGUCCUGUCAAAGCACCUGUGAAAAUAUUGGCUCCCAAACACAUGAUGAAUGGAAUAGAGGUUGACACAGUUCAGUAUAACCUUUUAGAAGGUGAAUUACUCCAGGAGAUAUCAGAGAUAGAGCAAAAAUAUGAUACUUGCUACAGUGUUUUGGGAAAAACUUACAACAUGAAGACAGUCCGCAUUCUGUUUGAACCCAGGGACAAGGAGGUAGAUCUAUCUGUGCAUGCUUAUGCAAGUUUCAUAGAUGCCUAUCAGCUUGCCACAUGUCAGCUGCUGAGGGAAAUUCUAUCACUGAAACCUUUGGGCAAGGAGAGAAAUCACUUACGUGGGACUAAGUUCACUGAUGACUUUAGAAAAAGGCAUCCAUAUGUACGCUUUGAAGUAAAUCAAGAAUCAGUGACUCUGACCGGUUUGCCAAAUCACCUUGAAAAAGCAAAGCAGUAUAUCUUAAAGACAGGGGGAAUGUUGGCUGGAGAGAAAUGGAAUGAGGCUCGUGAAACACCCAUGGACAUUGACGGUAAUGAUUCAAAAACGGCUUCACCUCCAUACAAGGACUCUGCCAGCUCUGGGUCCUCAGGAGUAGACAAGAAGGUAAAACCCAUGGACAUUGAUGGUAAUGAUUCAAAAACGGCUUCACCUCCAUUCAAGGACUCUGCCAGCUCUGGGUCCUCAGGAGUAGACAAGAAGGUAAAACCCAUGGACAUUGAUGGUAAUGAUUCAAAAACGGCUUCACCUCCAUUCAAGGACUCUGCCAGCUCUGGGUCCUCAGGAGUAGACAAGAAGGUACAACCCAUGGACAUUGACGAUAAUCAUUCAAAACCGGCUUCACCUCCAUUCAAGGACUCUGCCAGUUCUGGGGGUCUAGUGGACAAGAAGGUAAAGGACACAUGUGCCAUCUGUAUGGAAACCAUUAUUAACAAGCAAGUACUACCAAAGUGCAAGCAUGAGUUCUGCACCCCUUGUAUCAGCAAAGCCAUGUCGUAUAAGCCAGUCUGUCCUCUAUGUCAGACUUGUUAUGGGGUCCAGAAGGGGAAUCAGCCAGAAGGAACCAUGAGUGUCACUUUCUCAAAAACAGAACUUCCAGGUUAUAAAUCCUGUGGAUCUAUUAUGAUUCUUUAUCAUAUAAGAGGAGGCAUACAAACAGAAGAGCACCCAAACCCAGGAAAGACAUACUGUGGAAUACAGCGAAUUGCAUACUUGCCUAAUAAUAAGGAAGGAAAUGAAGUUUUGGUACUGCUUCGUAGGGCCUUUGAUCAAAGACUGAUAUUCACCGUGGGGGAGUCUCGAGUAACAGGAGCCUCAGAUGUCGUUACGUGGAAUGAUAUCCACCACAAAACAUCCAUGUUCGGGGGACCAGAAAUGUAUGGCUACCCUGAUCCUGAUUAUCUGAAACGUGUCAAAGAAGAGCUGAAAGCUAAAGGAAUUGAGUAAGAAGAUACUGGAAGGAUGUCUUGAGCCAAGCUUUCAAAUAUAUAGUUGAGGAGGCAGAGUUAAAACCAAUCUAAAUCCUUAUGUAGAAAUAUCUUUUAAAAUUUUUGAUCUCCAGAAGUAGUUUGUAUAAGAGUAGGAUUCUGCUAGUUUGUCAUUUCUGGAGUGUUACUUUUUAUGGAGGACAGAAGCCUCUAAGGUCUGUGUAAUUUUGCUGCAGAGGUGUCAUGCCUCAUUCUUGUGUUAUCCAUCGGGGCAGGGGCUAUAGAUCUGAAAUAACUUUAUAUGCUCUUCAGUUGUACUACUAGCUGCCUAUCAGUCUUCUUUUCACCCGUCUCUGGAGUGGUCCUUUAGUCUUUUGUUCGCUUGCUUGUUUUUCUUCUUUAAUCUUUACCUACCUGUUCAAGUGAAAUUCUAGUGUGAAAGGGGAAUGGGGGUAGGGGGGUGGGGCAAAGCUUAGUUACAGAAAAUUAGAGAACCAUAUUCCCCUCCUCUCCCCCAUGGCCAGAAAAGUGUCCAGGAGUAGAGAUUGGGCAGCCCUUUAUACAAAAUGGAAUCGAGGCUAUUAUUUUUUUCUUAAUGCAAUUUUAUUGAGAUAUAUUCAUAUACCAUAGAAUCCAUCCAAGGUACACAAUUAGUGGCUCACAGCAUCAUCACAUAGUUGUGCAUUUAUCACUAGGGACAAUUUUAGAACAUUUUUGUUUACUCCAGAAAAAGAAAUAUAAAUAAAAAAGAAAACCCAAAACAUCCCAUAACUCCUUACCUCCCCCCAUUAUUGAUCCCUAGAGGCUAUUAUUUUUAAUGACAUCUAUGUUGUUACCAGUCUCUGCCUGGUAUACUGUUGGUGCUGCAUAAAUUUUGUUGUUAUAACCCAGCAGAGGUUUAUAUGCUCUUCAGAUCUUUGGCAUAGUCAGGAGUAAGGAAGCCGUUUCUAGAAUCCUCACCACUAAUUGGAAACUGAGUUUCUUACUCAGAAACACUUGGCAUCUCAUUCCUUUCCAGGCCCUAACUUGGUCCUGUUCCUUCCUGAUCCAUGUAAUCCAUGUAACCUGCCAUUGCCCUGCCACAGUAGUGCUGACUCAUUUCUGGAUAUUUCUUCUUCUGGAUAUUACUAUACUUUUGAGUGUAUCCAUUUCCAGUUUUAACAGCUAAAUAACCUUACUUCAGUUUCCAUAGGUUAUCAUUUCCACAGUAACUGUAGUCCCCACUGUAGUUUUUUAUCCCUUUACUAUGUCUCUCCAAGUCACAUUUCCCCCUUAAAAUAUUUCUGCCAAUUACUCAUUCUGGACAGAGAAAAAAAAAAAAAAACAGAGAGUUGAGAAUACUGUAGGAAUAUAUGACAUGUCAAACUUUAUGUUUAAAUGAUUCUCCAAUCCAGAAGAAAGUUAUACUAGCAAAUUAUCUGUUUACCCAUGUCCCAGUCUUCCUCCAAGAAUGAUGAACAAGAUGUCUUGUUCUUUUCCUAAAGAUACACAUAGACACAGAUAGAAUUUUUUUGGUCUCCUAGAUCAGAAAAUAAUAGUUAAUACUUAUUGAGUUCUUAUUUUGCCCCCUUCAUAAGAGUUUUAAAUCUGUGUGAGAGUAACAUUCUGCUAGUUUGUCAUUUCUGGAGUGUUACUUUUUAUGGAGGACAGAAGCCCCAAAGGUCUGUGUAAUUUUGCUAUUAGUGUCCCCAUUUUAUAAACAAAACUGAUGCAUGGAGAGAACAGGUAACUUCACAAAGGUCACAUACGUCGUAAAUGGAGUCACUGGGAGUCAAACCAGGGGGUCUGCUUCUGCAUGAAGUGAGUGGAAGAGUAUCCAUUAUUCCGGGCUGCUCUCAAAAAGGGAUGCCUGCAUAGUCCUCAAAGCACAUUUUUUCCAAGGAAGUCAAAACCCAGAAACUUUUCUUUUGUCCAGAGAGUUGAGAAAGUUUGGACUGAAUAAUAUAUCCUUCUUUUCUGUCAGAUUAUUUGUUUAGUUUUGGGUGAUUCAUUGAAGUCUUUUGCCCUUUUCAUCAAUUGACUGUUUUGUAUCUAUCUACUUCAGCUACAUUUGCUCCAGAAAAGCAAGAGUUCGGUUUCUGUUGGGUUUUUGGUUCCUUGAUUGCAAUCUGUGUGCAUAUGGAAGUGAUCAUGCCACAUGUGGUUGGUGAGCAUUGGAUGAGUGCUUUUGCUCUUUGGAAGGUGGUAUCAUCGUCAUCUGUUAAAUAAAGUUAAAUCCAUAUCAGGAACAGCAA